Molecule: messenger RNA, 372 nt
Organism: Penicillium argentinense
Lineage: Eukaryota; Fungi; Ascomycota; Eurotiomycetes; Eurotiales; Aspergillaceae
Exons: 1
Coding region: 1-372 (123 amino acids)
Source: RefSeq, a predicted model, not a curated record
AUGGAAUUGCUGAACCAGUAUCUCGGCUUGCGUGGCACAUCUCCGCUUAAAAUGGGCAGUCUCCCUCGAGGAUGUGGAGUAUUUUGCCAUCAGAUCAAACGAAUCGAUGGCGGUCUGGAUACACUUGCGGGCUCCAGGCGAAGGAGCGCAUAUUGGAUUCGCAAGAAUGAACCCCAGAAUACAGAGAGCGGCAUCCCACUGGUACUGGACGAUACUGGGCCAGCCGCGCAGCAGGUCAGUGUCUUUCAGAACUUGAUGAAUGAUAUUGGUCAAGGCGGUAGCGUGGUUGAGACAAUUUAUGCUGUGACAGUCAGACAGCGGGGUGAGGGACGAGGAGCCAGGUGGAAAACGCAAGAACGAGCGAAAGCUUGA